Messenger RNA from Chironomus riparius, 5953 nucleotides. The record is from the annotation of a GenBank genome assembly. Lineage: Eukaryota; Metazoa; Arthropoda; Insecta; Diptera; Chironomidae.
GAUUAAUGUCGAUUAAUUAAUUCAAAUUAAUUUCUAAUCUCAGCAACGUUCAGAAUAAAAAAAAAUUCAGUGUUGAUUGUGCAGAAAAAGUGACAAAAAAGAAUAAAUUUAAUGAAGUGCUUGACUAAUCUUAAAAUUCGACACCAUUAAGAGGAUUUAAGGCAGAAAAUACAAAGAAACAGGAAAAAGUCAACGAAUCUUAUUCGCAGUGCUAUCACGUUAUUUUAUGAAAAAUGUGUCAUUUAAUGAAAAUAUAAUCCUCGAGCUGGCCGUAAAAAGAUGCGAAUUCAUAUAAAAAUUUGGACGUAAGCUAAACAUUAAUGCGACGGAUUAGAACGACAUUGUUGACGCCAGUCAUAAUAAAGAUUCGCAUGUGCACAAGAACGAAAGAAGAUUUAACAGGAACAUUUAUUUAAUUUUUUUCAUCCACAAAAACCGGAAACUAUAAUGUGAAAUGAAUAUAUACAAAUUAAUUUACUUUAUACUGGCUGUAAUAUUUGCCAAAUGUAAAAGUACAAUGAGAGUUGUAUCGGCAUCGCCAUCAACGAUUUUUACAAAAUAUCCAACAACGACACCAUGCGGUGGCAUAUUAACAGAACGACGUGGCAUCAUACAAACACCAAAUUUUCCAAAUCCCUUUCAUGUGCCACUUUCAUGUGUUUGGAUAAUCGAUGCCUCAACAACAGCAUGGGGAUUGCCAAAUGUUUCGAUAAAUGUUUAUUUAACCCAACAAUAUGUCCUCAGUGGACUUACAUUCAAGGAAUAUAUGUAUUAUAGCGAUGACUUUAAAGUACCUAGUGAGAUGGAAACUGUCGUAAAAGAGGAAAAUGUCACACGAACUGCAUCAGUUCAAGCUAAUUCGCCUUUCUUAGAGAUUAGCUUUCAAUUAGAUAACCUUUAUGGAACGCAAUUGAGAGUGAUGGACCAUUUGUUAGAUGUUUAUGGUUUUAACAUCACAUAUGAGGUCGACAUACCCAAACCAUAUCAAUGCAAUUCACAACUUUGUAGCUUUCUUGGCAACUGUUAUGCAAACUCAAACUAUACGUCCUAUUACUGCCACUGUUAUGAUGGAUACUCUGGGGUAGAUUGCAGCAGUGGUCCACUGUGUACAAAUAAUGAAAAGUACUGCGAGAAUGGAGGCGUGUGCAAGCACGUUGGUGAUUUGAAUGUAAAAUGUUUGUGUCCUUACGCAUACCGAGGCAAUAAGUGUGAAACUCACGAAUUUCUAAACGAUGAAAAUGAAUGUAAUUUAUCAUCAAAAGACUCAACGACAACUGACGACAGUAUAGACUACAUUGCAUGCUCCAGUAAGUGCUUAAACGAUCUCAACAAUAUAGAGCUGUGUAGUUGUCAUCAGAACAACGAGAUAGGACAUGGUCGAGUGAGAUUCGAGGUGACACUGAGACUUGGAAAUGCCACAUUAAUAAUGGCAAGUGACAACGAUAAUGAGGACGGAAAGAAGAAACUCAAUCCACAUUUUACAGCUUUACUUGAAAAAUAUAUAAGUCGAUUUCUACGGAAUUCCAAUAUAAGUCGAAUCAAUGAUUUAGAAAUAUUCAGCAAAACAUCAUCAGAAAAUGACUUAACGUUUCAUUUCUUCGGUGCCGAAAAUGAUUCCAAUAAGGUACGAGAAUCAAUCAAUCGAAUGGUGGAAAAGGGACGAAUUGGCAAUUUUUCACUUGUAUCUACACAUUAUGCACUACAUCAGGAACCUGGAUUAGUCUUACAGUCGCUGGAAGCAAAACCAAAAUCUCCACAACGGGAAGGAGAUGACCUAGUUUUAAUAUGUACAGCUCAUGGAUCGCCGAGAACAACUUUUAGUUGGUUUAAAAAUGGAUUUUUAUUGAAUGUUACCCGAUCAAUACGAAAAAUUUCCAUACAAAGGAAGUAUGAUGAGGGUAGCAGUAAUAUAAUAUCUGUGAUGAGAUUAAAUUCAACAGAACAACAUGAUAGCGGUCACUAUACCUGCCUGGCAUCCGAUUGGGGACUAGAUAUAUGUAAAUCAAUCAAAAUAGAAAUUCUAGCACCGCCUUCAAUUCGCUUAGAGCCACCAAGUGUAACGAUGUUUCGUGGUGAAUCGAUGCGUAUAAGAUGUAUAGCAUCACAAUCAAAUCCAACAAAGGAACGUAUUGGAUAUAGUUGGACUAAAAAUAAUGCCCUUUUUCAUUCCGAUCCACAAUUUGAGAUGUGGGAAGACUUGUAUCCCGAUGGAAGUAUCCUCACGAUACAAAAUAUCCACAAGUCUGCAACCUACUUAUGUACAUUAUCAAAUACCCUUGCAUCCGUGUCAGCAAGUAUUCAUGUUAACAUUGUCGAUUUGGAAUUGAUGAGUAUAUGUAGAGAAAAUUUAUCAUAUGGAAUUAAAUGGCCUGCUACAUCAUCUGGACCUCCAGUUUUACACGAUUGUCCAAUUGGAUAUAUUGGCAUCGCUCAAAGAUAUUGUGAACAGCAAGAUUACAAUAAAUCGGAAUGGUUAGUGCCGGAUUUUGCAGAUUGCAUCAAUCAAAAGCUUUUGAGGAUAUCGAGUGAGUUUAAAGAGCUUACAUAUGGAUUGCAAAAGACAAACGCAUCAACUUUACUCCGAUCAUGUCUAGAAUAUGUAAUGAGUCAUUAUGAUCAAUUUUUGCCCGGUGAGGCUGGCAAUCUAUUGGAUCUAACGAAAAAUAUUUAUGAAUACUCACAACAAAUGGAUGAUAAUGUGGAGAAAGAGAUUUCAUCUGAUGUUACAUUAAAAAUAAUUGACAUGAUACUCGUAAACGAGACAUCACUCAAUAAAGCAACGCAAGUACAAAGGCUCCAAGAACUUGUACAAUUUGUCGCUAUGAAUCGUGAAUCGGCAUCAUUUGUACUCCCGUCAGUUGUUGCAAAUCCAAAAUCCAUUUCAUCAUCAGCCGCAUCAAUCUCGCCGAUGAGACAACUUAAAUCUCUUCAGAUUUUCAAGAGCAACAUUAAGACACUGCCGUUCUCUUAUCAAAUAUAUGGGGAUCAGCUGUUUUCAAAUCAGUUAUACUUGUCAAUUGAUGGCAGCAUCAUGCUUACAGAAGCAAUGUCAAAUGAAAGUCUUACGAUUAGUAUUGUGACGUAUAAAAAUCUUACCUAUUUUCUACCGAAGAUGUACUUUUCAAGGAACAGCUAUGGUACUGACAUCAAUUACAUUCCGGCAUCAAAAAUAAUUUCAUCGUGGCUGUUCUAUUCGAAUCAUACGAGUAAAACCGCUUAUCUCAAUUUACCUCUGAAUGCAGCACAUGUCGAAAUUAUUUUUCAACAUGAAAACUCUCCAAAUAAUGAAUGGAUUCCUCUGUGUGGCUAUGAUUCGAAAGCCACUUAUGAUCCAAGUUGGAGAACGGAUUUAUGUAUAACUGAGAACUUAAUGGAAAACAUAACGAGAUGCAUUUGCCCUAUAUCGGGUACAUUUGUGGUGCUGUUGGUAAAGAAAAGUUUCAAUGUAAGUUCGCUGAAAAUUAAUUUUGUCCUAGACACAGAAUAAUGAAUUUUCUCAUUACAUUCUGUUUAGGUUUCAUUGAUGAAGCCCCCAAGCGUUCCAAUGAUUGUCGUCAUCUGUUGCGGUUGCUGCUUCUUGCAAUCAACGAUUGCAUUUGUCGUCUUGUUGCCAAACAUUUACAUUCGCAAAUGUUAUAUAAGCAUUAAUUUUGCAAUAAUGCAAUUCUGUCUUUCCAUAUCAGCAACGAUGUCCUUCAUCAUACUCGGAUUGUUAAAGUUUUUACCGCAAGAAUGGUAUGGACUAUUGAGUUCAAGCUUUGCGGCAAUACUGCUUUUAAGUUCAUCAACACUCAUCGCAAUUGUAUUGAUUAUACAAUCAGAAUUGGAAAUAGAAACAUCAUCAAUUUAUGCAUCAACGACAAAAUUGGCAAAUGAUAAUAGCAGUUUCGGGAGUGCAGGAAAUGUCAAUAAUGGAACGAGCAGUGGUGUUGGGAAACUGAAAAAAAUGUCAAUUAAAACAAAUACAACGACAACGACACCAUCGUCGGAGAAUUCCGAUGUCAUAUCUGACCAUCAUAAUCACUCGAUAUCCGGAGAUAUGAGUCAACAGCAGCAACAUAAACAACAGAAAGCCACAAUAAAAUUUACAAAUUUGUCAUCGACAAAUCGUGGUGUCAAAAGUGCCAUUGGUCUCAGUUGGCUUCUGCCACUGUUGUGUGCACUGUGCAUACCAAUGAUUCAUAAAAUUAUGGGUCACCGAUCAAAUGAGUGGUGGCUGGAAAUUGCAUCGUCUGACUUUAUCAUUUUUGCUAUAACCGAGAUUCUGUUGGUGUCACUCUUCAUUCUACUUUUUAUGACGCUGCUGAAGCAUCUCAUUUAUUUGGCGAAGAAAUAUGAGAAAAGUAAUGGGAAACUGAAAAAACGAAUUAGUCUGCUUAAUCGAAUUGCAUUACUUUUUGUUAUCAAUUUCCUAUCACACUCGUUCUAUUUAAUUUAUUUGAAUACUAAGGAGAAUAUUUUCUGCUAUUUGUUUAGCAUCUCAUCGAUUUUACUGGGACUGAUGAUUAUUUUAUGUUUUGUCAUCAAAGUUGAAAGUUAUGCAGUGACAGAGACAACAAGUAGUAGCACAAAAUCGAGUAUGAAAAGUAGUCUCGAUGACUUUUGUACAACGACUAUAAAUAAUUCGUUAAAUUUUUAUCAGGACAUGGAGAAAGAUAACAAAAGCGUACCAUUGCGAGUAUUUUCAAAUUCAAUGUCCAACUAUCCGAUCGAUACAAAGACGACUGUAACGAGUAUUUUGCAACAGCAGCAGGGUGCACAAACUCAACCUCAACAACAGCAGGCAACACAUCGACAUCCAAUUCAUUCAAGACUUACCGAUAUACAAAUGUGCUCGAAUGAUAUAAUUGAUUUAUCAUCGUCAUCACAAAAUGAGAAUGCCGGAGUGAAUUUGAAUGCGCAAUCACGUUCUUAUGAUGUUUCAAAAAUUAAUGCAAACAUGAUGAGUAUUUAUGAUGUGAAUGGACCUAAUAUUUCCAGUUUUGGGGAUAUUAAUGCGAAAACAAGUGGAAUUGUAAAUAAUUUGGAUAUCCUCAAGGGUAUAUCGAAAGUUCAAACAGACAGCAUAAUCGGAAUUCGAAACAAUACAUUAGAUAUAAAGAAGACAGCUCCAUUGCCUGUAAUAACUUUAACAAAUAGUGAUGGUAAGCGUGCAAGUGAUCUGGUGAUUGAUAGUGUACCGGAUCCCGAUGGAAUGAUGAAUUUAAUAUCAAAUGACUUGGAUUAUUUGCUUAAUCGUACACAAGAAGUGCCUAAUGCCACAGCUCAAGCUGUCGCUGCCACAUCAUCAAAUACCGAUAUCCAUAAUCAUCAUCAUCAGCAAUUGCCAACCGUAACACCACCGCCACCCGUUGCAUUUGCAAAUACGACAUCAUCAAUAACGUCACAAUCCAAGUUACCGACAACAGUUCUGUUACAGCAUGAUGUGAUAAUUGAAGAGUCUGAGCAUGAAGUAGAUAGUUAAUGAAAAAGUUUUACAUUCACAAAUUAAGACGAAGUAAAAAUACUGGAAUGUAAAAAAUACGUUAAACAGCUUUAAGUUUUAGUCAUUUGAUGAAAUCUCGUGUUUUUUUUCUCUUUGAUUGACUAGCUACCUUUUUAAUGUUUUGAAAGGUUAUUUAAAUCAUUUGGAAAUGAAAAUCGAAGCUUUUUGAAGAUUAUCAAUUGAAUUAUAAGAUUUUAGAUCAGUGCUUCUUAAACUGUUUGCUCUGAUAUAGCAAUUUGUAAGAAUUUGAUGAAUUUUCAAGGAAGUAUUGAGAUUGGUUGUUUUAAAUUAUCCCUCUUACAACACCUCUGAUUGAGUUCAUCAACCUUUCUUUAAUUUGACGAUCCAGUCACUCCAGAAACAAGUACUCACACCAACUCACAAACUACUCAAUUUCUCAUCUCUUACAUUUCGAAACUAAAUGGUAAUGGAAGAAGUUUUUUAAUGAAAAAUAAAACUUUUGAUUUG